AGCCUCGUUAGGGCUUUUUCAGGGGUUAUGCCGCUCGGUCUUGUCGUAUAAAAGGUAAGAAGCGAGUCUCCUCUCUCUUCUUCAUCGCACAGAGAGGGAGGGAGAGAGAGAGGGCCUAUCGCCGAUCGGCCAUGGUGCACGUUAGCUUCUACAGGAACUAUGGGAAGACGUUCAAGAAGCCCAGGCGUCCCUACGAGAAGGAGCGUCUGGAUGCUGAACUGAAGCUUGUCGGUGAGUAUGGACUCCGCUGCAAGAGGGAGCUGUGGAGGGUUCAGUACGCCCUUAGCCGCAUCCGGAACGCUGCCAGGGAGCUCCUCACCCUUGAUGAGAAGAAUGAGCGCCGGAUCUUUGAAGGAGAUGCCCUCCUUAGGAGGAUGAACCAGUACGGGCUUCUCGACGAGAGCCAAAACAAGCUUGAUUAUGUUCUGGCUCUAACAGUCGAGAACUUCCUUGAGCGUCGCCUCCAGACGCUUGUGUUCAAGUCGGGGAUGGCUAAGUCGAUCCACCACGCGCGAGUGCUCAUCAGACAGAGGCACAUUAGGGUUGGUAGGCAGGUGGUUAACAUUCCAUCUUUCCUAGUCCGUGUGGAUUCACAGAAACAUAUUGACUUCUCGCUGACAAGCCCACUAGGUGGUGGACGUCCUGGCCGCGUGAAGAGAAAGAAUCUGAAGGCUGCAUCCAAGAAGGCUGCUGGUGGGGAUGGAGACGAAGAGGAUGAGGAUUGAGUUAUGGCCAAUGCCUAUUCAUGAGAGUUUUGCUUCUCCUUUUGUUUCUUUCUGUUUAUGUUGGUAGUUAUUUUUUCCUUGAACUAAAGUCUCAUUUUUCAAUGAUAUUGAACUGGGUAGCUAGGUAGCUUUCUGCCCUUUUUUGGUUGUACUACGAGUGCUUUUACUGCAGGUGUCCCCCUGAACUUUGCUCUCCGUUUAUGGGAUAUACUAGAUUUCAUGUUAGUGAAACUGAGAAUGAACCUUUGUUGCUUCA
This is a messenger RNA of Nymphaea colorata (pocket water lily), 981 nucleotides long. RefSeq names its product 40S ribosomal protein S9-2. The record is from RefSeq and is a predicted model, not a curated record. Gene Ontology annotation, cellular component: cytosolic small ribosomal subunit. Gene Ontology annotation, biological process: translation; positive regulation of translational fidelity. Gene Ontology annotation, molecular function: structural constituent of ribosome; rRNA binding. The transcript is spliced from 3 exons. NCBI's taxonomy places the organism in Eukaryota, Viridiplantae, Streptophyta, Magnoliopsida, Nymphaeales, Nymphaeaceae. The coding region runs from base 132 to 725 and encodes 197 amino acids.